Leguminivora glycinivorella is the source of this 963-nucleotide messenger RNA. Its product is annotated as cuticle protein 19-like. Gene Ontology annotation, cellular component: extracellular matrix. Bases 35 to 610 code for a protein of 191 amino acids. The record is from RefSeq and is a predicted model, not a curated record. Lineage: Eukaryota; Metazoa; Arthropoda; Insecta; Lepidoptera; Tortricidae. The transcript has 4 exons.
GAUAUCUCAGGAGCAGAGCCCCUCCACCGCUUUUAUGUUUUGUUUGUUAUAUAAAAAGAGUGUUCUAUCUGAGCUAUACCAGUCAGGUACAGGCGUUUGUAUUCAGAGCAAAAUGUUCUCCAAAAUCGUAGCCCUAUGCGGUUUGGUGGCGGCGUGCCAGGCGGGUCUCCUGCAUCACGCCCCAGCGGUGUCCCACCAGAACAUCGUGCACCACGAGCAACACCACGAGACCCCGGUGCACUACGUCCACGCCGCGCCGGCGUACCACGCCGCUCCCGCCAUCCACGCCCCGAUCCAUGCCAUCCAUGAAGCCCCCGCUGUUCAUGCUGCUCCCAUCCAUGCCAUCCACGCCGCCCCUGCUCACCACGAGGAGGAUCAUUAUGUUGAUGAAUACGCUCAUCCUAAAUACGGAUACUCGUACUCCGUUGAGGACCCCCACACCGGCGACCACAAGUCCCAGCACGAGACCCGCGACGGCGACGUCGUGAAGGGCGAGUACUCUCUCCUGCAGCCCGAUGGCUCCUUCCGCAAGGUCACCUACACCGCCGACCACCACAACGGAUUCAACGCUGUGGUGCACAACACCCCGCCGGUCAUCCAUCACCAUUAAGAAGGCCCGUUGAUCUAAUCUGUGAUAUUAGAGUUAAUGUGUUCUAGUUUUGUCGCUAAGUGCCUAAGUCUUCCAUAUGUUCUCAUUUCCAUUAGUGCGUAUCAUAUUUUGUUAUGAAAUUUCGUAUUAUGUUACCUUGUAGCAAGUGGAUUACAAAGAGUAACCGCAUAUCUAAUGUUGACACGCCCUUAUUACUCUCAGUUUUAUACUCCGUAGUACUAAAUAUUUAGGACACUGUUUAAGGUUAUAACUUUGUAAUACCUAUCUAUUUAGUUUUUCUAUGCUUCUGUAAAUAGAUACUUGUUGUAUGUUAGUCAAAUAUAGCAAAUAAAAAUCAUGUUUAUAAAACGAAA